Messenger RNA from Lycium ferocissimum, 2113 nucleotides. RefSeq names its product protein NRT1/ PTR FAMILY 7.3-like. The record is from RefSeq and is a predicted model, not a curated record. Gene Ontology annotation, cellular component: membrane. Gene Ontology annotation, biological process: transmembrane transport. The transcript is spliced from 5 exons. Gene Ontology annotation, molecular function: transmembrane transporter activity. Bases 232 to 2025 code for a protein of 597 amino acids. NCBI's taxonomy places the organism in Eukaryota, Viridiplantae, Streptophyta, Magnoliopsida, Solanales, Solanaceae.
CGAAGGUGGAAUAACUAAUACAUAAAUAACUAAACCCUGCGUAACUAAUCCCUACGUAAAAUAAUACAUACUCUAACCAGCUACCAAAUGACCCUCAGGGUCUAAAACCUCUCUAUAAAUACAGAUGUUCACUCACUUUUAGUUGCUCAUUUUAACUCUCAACCAAUUUGCUUUCUUCAUUUCCACCAUAAAACUUCUCCCCUUUGAAGUAACCUUUUGAGUCUAUCAUCAAUGGCUUCCUUGGAAAUCUCGAAAGAGGUUAAGCUGAAAGGCAAAGAAGAAGAGUGUGCUAAAGAUGGAACUGUUGAUUUUUAUGGAAUGCCUGCAAACAGAGGAAAAACUGGGAAAUGGCUCGCUGGCAUUAUGCUUCUGAUGAAUCAAGGUUUAGCUACUCUCGCCUUUUUCGGUGUUGGGGUGAAUUUGGUGUUGUUCCUAACAAGAGUACUUCAUCAAAACAAUGCGGCUGCUGCUAAUAAUGUGAGCAUAUGGACUGGCACUGUCUACAUCUUCUCUCUUCUUGGUGCUUUUCUUAGUGACGCCUACUGGGGAAGAUUCAAAAGCUGUGCCAUUUUUCAGAUCAUUUAUGUAACUGGAUUAGUAGUAUUAUCACUGGUGACACAACUUUACUUAGUCAAACCGAAAGGUUGUGGGGAUCGAACAACUCUAUGUGGACAGCAUUCAAGCAUGGAGAUUGGUCUAUUCUACAUCUCCGUGUACAUGAUUGCUCUAGGAUAUGGAGGCUAUCAGCCUAACAUCGCUACCUUUGGAGCUGAUCAGUUCGAUGCGCGUGAUCCAAGGGAGAAGCAAUCCAAACAGGCCUUCUUCAGCUACUUCUACCUGGCCUUGAACCUUGGUUCGCUUUUUUCUAACACCGUGUUAGACUACUUUGAGGAUGAAGGGAUGUGGGCUCUUGGUUUCUGGGCGUCCGCUGCGUCUGCCUUUGCAGGAUUGGUGCUCUUUCUUGGAGGCACCGUCAAGUAUAGGCACUUCCGGUCUAAUGGCAACCCUAUAACCCGGUUUUCUCAGGUUAUAGUCGCUGCAUCGAAGAAGUGGAGAGUAAAGAUGACAGAGAAUGAAGACGCAUUAUAUGAAUGCAAUGACGAGAGUUCCAAUACUGCUGGUAGAAAAAUGCUCCACACUCAUGGUUUCAAAUUCUUGGAUAAAGCAGCUCUGAUCACAUCCAAAGAACUUGACAAUGAGAAGCAGAGCGAUUGCAACCCGUGGCGCCUAUGCCCUAUUUCACAAGUUGAAGAGGUUAAGUGCAUCUUGAGGCUGUUGCCAAUUUGGCUAUGUACUAUAGUUUACUCUGUAGCGUUUACGCAAAUGGCCUCAAUAUUCGUCGAGCAAGGCGACACUAUGAAAACUACGCUCGGGAACUUUAGGAUCCCAGCAGCUAGUAUGUCUAGCUGCGACAUCAUGAGUGUAGCGGUUGUAAUAUUACUUUAUCGCCGAGCACUUGAUCCCAUAGUAAAAAAGUUUAAGAAAAGGGGAGAGGGUCAAGGAAUAACUCAACUUCAACGGAUGGGAAUGGGACUUGUCAUAGCUAUGAUGGCAAUGCUUUCAGCCGGACUUGUGGAGUGCUAUAGACUCGAGUAUGCUAAAAAACACUGCACACAUUGUCAAGACUCAAGCUCUCUAAGUAUCUUAUGGCAGAUUCCUCAGUACUCUCUGAUAGGAGCUUCGGAAGUGUUCAUGUACGUAGGACAGCUGGAGUUUUUCAAUGAACAAGCACCGGAUGGUCUCAAAAGCUUCGGAAGUGCACUGUGCAUGACUUCGAUAUCACUAGGAAACUACGUGAGCAGCUUACUCGUGAGCGUAGUGAUGAAAAUUUCUACAACUGAUAACAUGUCUGGAUGGAUCCCGGAAAACCUCAACAACGGUCACCUAGAAAGGUUUUAUUUUCUCUUAGCUUGUUUGACAAUCUUAGAUUUAGUUGCUUAUAUACCCUGUGCUAUGUGGUACAAGGGUAUAAAGCAUGGUGAAAUGAUUCAAGAAGUCAAGGACGAGGAAAAAUGUGAAGUCUAAUGUAUCUGAUAAUUUUCUCAUACUUUUAGGCAUAUUUGCCAAAAUUAAAUAAAUAAGAGGAAAGCUAUACCUCCUCAACUUAUGUACA